Adineta ricciae is the source of this 813-nucleotide messenger RNA. The record is from the annotation of a GenBank genome assembly. NCBI's taxonomy places the organism in Eukaryota, Metazoa, Rotifera, Eurotatoria, Adinetida, Adinetidae.
AUGUUGAGUUCCGUAUUCACCAUGGGAUGGGGUAUCCAAGUUCAAAAUUCCAGUAAAGUUUUAUGUAAAUUGUUGUACUAUUCUGCUUAUGUCUUCUCCGCAUUUUUACCGACGAUUCUGAUUUUUGCGUCCAUCGAUCGUCUAUUCAUCUCCUCGAGAAGUGUUGAUCUUCGUCUGUAUAGUUCCAAACGGUUAGCUUACUUCUCUGUCAGCGUUAGUGCACUUUUCUGGAUAGUUUUCUACAUUCAUGUUUUGGUGAAAGUCACUGUCCGAGAAAUCUAUGCGUCAGUUACUAUCUGCUACUACGAAAUCACUAGUUUGUAUUACGAAUUCAAUUUCUAUUCGAAUUUACUCAUCAAUUCCAUAUUUUCUAUUGGCAUCAUCAUUGUUUCAAUAAUAACAUUCAAAAACGUUCAACAAAUCCGCGAUACUCCGCGCCAACAACGAAAUCGAUUUCGUACGAUGAGUAAAAAAGACUUUCAAUUGCUUCAUUGCCUCUACGUUUACGAUCUUGUCUACAUUAUCUUGGUGGCUUUCCCGUCGAUUUAUGGGAUUUAUCAAGCUGUUUCAAAAAACAAUAUCGAGUCACCAAUGGAUCAAGCAAUAGAACGCUUUAUCACAAAUUCUGGUACUUUCAUACAUCAUCUACCUUAUUGCGCAAGUUUUUUCAUAUUUGUCUGCGUAUCGAAAUCAUUUCGACUCGAAAUGAAACGUUUAGUUUACAAAGUAUUCGGUCAAGAUCUUGUGUUAACACGUACGCAUGAAAACGGAAGAAUGAAUAUUGACAAGGAUAUGCUACAAACGAGUCUGUAA